This is a messenger RNA of Bemisia tabaci, 1552 nucleotides long. RefSeq names its product NADH dehydrogenase (ubiquinone) subunit ND-42 (gene ND-42). Gene Ontology annotation, biological process: mitochondrial electron transport, NADH to ubiquinone. NCBI's taxonomy places the organism in Eukaryota, Metazoa, Arthropoda, Insecta, Hemiptera, Aleyrodidae. Gene Ontology annotation, cellular component: cytoplasm; respiratory chain complex I. The record is from RefSeq and is a predicted model, not a curated record.
UCGAUUCGUCCUCGGUCGUCGGACUAGACUAAUCGAGUCCAACGACUGAUAACAAAGUUUUACCACUUUUCAGUGUUAUAGUUCUUUUACAUUUUGCAGCCAAUACUUCAAUCACUACUAGCGUGAAUGCCACUGUAAAAUAGUGUAAAAAUCGCCAACAACCGUCACGAUGGCUUACGCCAUCACGCUGAAAGGAGUCAACCUAAGUAGUGCUGGAAAGCCAGUGAAGUCUGUUUUCAAAGUAUGUACUCACUCAAACUUGAAGCCAGCCUUCCUUGUAGCCUCUGCAAAUAUUCUCGGAUUCCACAAAAGAGAUCCUAACUAUCAAAGACCGAAACCAUAUCCAUAUGAGACGAAAUAUUAUGGCUUCUGGCAGCGUUGUGUGGACAGGACCACUUGGCGAUUUGAUGAUAACACCAAAUUGAUUAUUAUCGAAGGUCCCCCUGCUGCGGGCAAAACUGAAUUAGCCAAGAAGCUAGCUGAGGAUUUUGAUAUGAAGUACGUAGGGGACGCAACCAUGGAUGAUCGUUACAUUAGCAAGGUCACUGGACAUGAUUUUCGAGAAUUUGACCCACAAUUACCACCAAAUGUGCGAAGUUUCGAUGAGAAAGAUUUCUGCAAAAAUCCCACGCACCGAAAUGCAGCCAUUUUUCAAGUAUGGAAGUACCAGCUUCGCUUUGCCCGAUAUAUUGAUGCCCUUGCUCACAUACUCAGCACAGGUCAAGGUGUGGUCAUGGAACGAGCACCAUUUACGGAUAUUGCCUUCGCCCAAGCCAUGAAGCAAAGCGGAUUUAUGAGUAAACAAGCCAUGUAUGUUUACAAUGAGCUUAGAAGACACACAUUAUAUCUUCUGAUGCGGCCACAUCUAUUCAUUUAUCUGGAUAUACCCGUCAAAGCAGUCAAGGAUCGAAUCAAACAGCGUGAUUUACCGCACGAAAGAAACUCACCUGCUUUAACAGAUAAAUUCUUAACAGACUAUGAAAUGAAUUGUAAAUCAUACAUCAUGCUGCACAUGAGCAAUCAUUCUGAUUUUCUCAUGUACGACUGGACUGAAGGUGGAGAUGUAGAUGUUGUCCUAGAAGAUAUCGAGAAAAUUGAUUUUGAUAUUCAUACGGGAACUGAUGAAAAAAUGACAGACUGGAGAUUGAACAAAGAGGUGGAAUGGUGCGACAUGAGAAAUAUGUAUGCAGACAAGAAACUAUGGCUAUUGUCUCAUUUCAAUUGUCAGAUAUUCGAUGCUCCCGAACUAGUGGGCACUGGUGAUGAGGACAAGUGGCUGACAAAGUUUUGGUACCAUCCUAAAAGAGGGAAGUAUAGUUUUGGAUACAAUGCCGAUCUAGGUGAUAAGAAUAUCCUGUGGAAAUCGCGACUAGCAAAAUACUGGGACGUUACCCGUUAAACUGUUUUUAGCAGCAGUUCUUUCAGUCUUCAUUUACGAAGCCAAUAAGUUUGUAUCAUUCAAUUUCUGUGCAUCUCAGGCUUUCCCUUUAUUUGUGCAGGCAUUUGUAAAUAUAAACGUUGUUAAAUAAUGAGGUUUACUUACUGACUUUUU